Molecule: messenger RNA, 5154 nt
Organism: Pygocentrus nattereri (red-bellied piranha)
Lineage: Eukaryota; Metazoa; Chordata; Actinopteri; Characiformes; Serrasalmidae
Gene: bmf1
Product: BCL2 modifying factor 1
Exons: 4
Coding region: 109-576 (155 amino acids)
Biological process (GO): negative regulation of autophagy; apoptotic process; positive regulation of apoptotic process
Cellular component (GO): myosin complex
Source: RefSeq, a predicted model, not a curated record
GAGAGGUGGAGAGAAGAGGAGCAGAGAUCUCUGGAGCGGUAAUCUGGCUGGACAUAAAGGACUUUCAUAGAGAACGACCAGAGGUGGACAGUGUGCGAGGCCCUGCUCAUGGAUGAAGAUGAAGAUGAUGUUUUUGUGAUGGAUACACAAUAUUGGCGUUCCUCAAUCAGGGAGAUAAAGCAGGAGGAGCGUGGCACUCAGACUCCGGGGCGGCCGCCAGCUCGGCCCAACGGCAUGCUGCCCUGUGGAGUGUCUGAGGAGCCAAGACGCCUAUUCUACGGUAGCGCAGGAUUGCUACUACUAGCACCAUCUGUCCGUCCUGAACACGUUGAGGGUGCCAUGCUUCAGGAGGACCAGCUCGCCAUGGAACCUCGGAGACGGCCCCCACACAGUGUGGAGGCCCGUAUCGGUCAGAAGCUCCAGAUGAUCGGAGAUCAGUUCUAUCAAGAGCACAUGCUGCAACACAGAAACCAAAGGAACCAGCAGCCCUUUUGGUUGCGUUUGGCAUCAGCGUUGUACACGCUCCUGUUUGAGAGAGAGCCGGUGGCUAAUGGGAGGAGAGUGGACCAGAGGUGAGAUGGCCACCUUGAAAGAACUAACAACUGCCACCUUCGUCCUGGCUUCAUCAUGGAGUGAGGAUGCUUAAAUGGCACUGUCUGAUUUUUAACACGGGUUUUCAGGGAGAGGGGGGGAAAAAAAAAGAAAAUGAGAUGGAAGACAAACAUCUCCGCGGGACGGAGGCGUUGGCUUUUACAACUUAGAAGACUUUUUUUUUCCCUUUCUUUCUCCCCCCUCAAGAAGAUGCCAUGGUGUUCACGAGACUCUUUAACAGGAAUAUUUUCGUAAGAAACUCAUUGAGGUAUUUUGUACAGUAUGUACUGUCGUUUCGUUUUGUUUGCACUUCCAUACAUUUUGAACAACCUCCAUGAGUCCUGGGAAUGCCUUAUCUCCAGCCGCUGCAGAAUGACUGUCGACUGUGGACUGAAGAAGAGGGUGAUACAAGGAAAGGCAGUGGGUUGGUUUUGGAAUUUUUUUUUUUCUCCAUCUGAAAUCUCCCAGGAUACCAAUCAACUUGACAAUAAGCCUGACUAAUCUCCAAAGAGGCAGUUUCUCUGAACAAACGGUUUUGCACCUCAGUAUGUCCCGUUCUUCAGUGUUUUGACGUUAUUGCUAGGUAUUUUUGUUUUUUUUUUCUCAUUAUUGUCUCGAAUGUUUAUGGAAAUGGGAAGUUGAGACAGGCUUCUGCAGCUUCAUUAGGCAGUAACAAAUUCCUAAACCCACUAAAAGUCAAACAGCCAAACAAGUUUUUUUUUUUUUUUUGAGAGUAAUGUUUGGCAUUCUCAGGUCUCACCGAUAAGCCUGUCAACAAUCAGAAAUCUCUCCCAAGAGGUGCUCCAAUCACUUAACAGUCUAAAUGUCUAAAUGGUCAACAGGUCAAUCAUCUCCAUGUCAGUCUAAAGAUUGCAGUGCCUAUUACGAUACACCUGAUCUUACCUUAAAAUAUCCAAGGAGCAUAGCAGAAAGGUAUUAUGAAACCAUGAAAUGCUUCAGAAGCCUACAGGCUUCCUCAACUGUUCAGUGAAGGUUUUAUUAGUUGAUUUAAUGCCUAGAACUUCUUAGGCACUGGACUGCAAGGUUAUCUCUAUGACACCAUGAAAUCCUCAUUAUCGGCGCCACAGGUGUUCGUGUUGGCCUUUUAUUCAUUGUUAGUUUUUCUACUGAAAGCUUUUUUUGUACCACUCAAAGUGUGGUUUUCUUCAUUGGCUGUUGAAGAUAAUUCUGGCCACUUGUUUUCCUGGCCCCAGAGCAAUACUGUGUCUGUGAAGUGACUGCAUUUCUUCUCUCAGGAUACUUGGGUGUUUUUGAUUUCUGUAAUUUCAAGUUGUAUUUGUGCUUUUGUCUUUUUAUACCUUUUCAGGUGACCUGUUGCAGUGGUGUAAUUUUUUUGUAUGACCACUACUUUUGCCUUUUUUUAAUAUGAGAUACAGAAGGUCUUCUGUAAAUUGUUCGUAAGACUGUAUCAUGGUGAAAUAAUGUCAUGUUUGAAGACACUGUUGGAUUCUUAAUGCUGUUUUCUUAUACUUAAGUUUUUUUUUUUGUGUGUGUGUGUUUCUUUUGUCCGUUUUGAAGGAGUGGUGUAUAUUUAGUGAGACUUGGUUUCCCAUUUCCAACAUUAAGGCGUUUUAUUCUUGUGUUACAUAUAGAAAUAAUGGAUACCUUUAGGACAGAAAUCCAUUUAUAGUUGUACAUAUGAUAUGAAGGAACUACAUUUUCAGAAAGUUUAAGAAGAGCACUAUAGUGUUAAUAUGUUUAAAACAUUAGGAUAGAUCCCACAGUUUAGCAAUUACAGAGACUGCUUUGUAAAAAUUGCUGAUAAUCAGUUAGUGUUAAUAUCCAGUCAGAAGUUGCCUUAUUGAUUUGCUCACCUGGGUGGUUGAUUAAAAAUAAUGACUUGGAUUGACUGUAGCCUUAACAUAGGUACAAAGGUAUGGUACAAAACUUCAGUUCUCGUUACUAAACUGUCUUGCCAGCUGUGAGUCUGUGGGGCACAGGCUACUUUUUCAAGCAUGUUGAAUGUCAUAUGAAGUGCUGAAAGUUUGUUUCCUGCAGAUCGUGAACGCUGAGCCAGUGCCUGUAGCCCUCAAGGCUCAUCGCUACCUUACUCUACCUUACUCACCCAGUCUCCAUUCAUAUAUGUACACUCCUGAUGUUGAUUUGUUGUUUUGUAAUUUGUUUAAUAAAUUUGUAAUUUAUUUUUUUUCCUUUCAUAUUUAUUUUUUUGUAUAUUGGUCCAUUGCUACUGUAUAUUCAUGCGUGCAAUUUCUUUUUUUUUUUCCUGCCACUUUUUUUGUUUUUAUCCUGGAUGUGUAUAUGUUGCAUUUUUUUGUUUUUGUUCAUACUUGGCUUAACAAAGUAAGCUGUUAGCCAUGUUAGUUUGGUUCGUCUUUUGGUAGUAAUAAUUGCCUGAAUUAGCAUUUAGUAUUCAUUUAAGUCUCCAAAAGUAAACCAAUGGAAGGAAUGGAUGUAUUGGUUGGUAGAGUCCUAAAUGUCUGUAUCCAGAAGAUAGAGGAGCUUAUGAGUUAUGAAGGGAGAAUCUUUUGUUCAGUCUUGCUCUUGAAUAGCUACGUUGUCCUUUUGCUUACAGACCAUACAGUAAGCACAAAGCAUCUUGUUUUAGAAGUGCUGCUCCUGUAACUGUUUCUGCUCAGUUUCAGUGAGGAGGAGUCGAUCCUGGAUCAAGAGCCCAGCUCUGAGAUGCUUUGUAAAUGCUAGCAUUAAUUUUGUUAGAUUUUACACUAAAAUAAAGGUCCCAGAAUGGGUUCUUUGGCCCUUUUGAGAACCACUUUUGGCUGUCUAAACAACUUUUUGGCCAGUGAAAAAACACUUUCGGUUGCCUAAAGGAACAUUUUGGCCAUAGCAGAACUACAUUUGGUUCCCCAAAAAACUUUUUAAUAGACAGUGUUUUUUUUUUUUUUGUUUUUUUUUAAAUCGGUGGUUCUCAAACUUGCCCUGUUGGACACCUCUAUUCCUGUGUGUUAGGUUGGAGCAAAAAUCUGGACCACCUGGGGAUUCCUGAGGACCAGUUUGAGAACCACUGUAUUAGAAAAACUGAAACCACUCUUCUGAAAGUUUUCUAUAUGCAAAACAAAAGUGGUUCUUCUAUGGCAUUAUUCCAAAGAACCCUUUUUGACACCUUAUUUUUACAUUUACUACAUCAGAGAGAAGAAAUAAAUCAAGGACAAUGUUGUCUUUUGAGAUCAAGUGGCCCUACACUAUAGCAGUGAUACUUAAGAUCAACACUUUGCCUACACUCACUAUUUUGUUCUGGAUAGAAAACCUUUAAUCAUCCUGGUAUACUUUAUUAUUGGGCACCAUACAAAUUCCCUGAGAAAAAUGAUCAUCAGGUUUUGUUGAAAGAAUAAAACCAUGGCUAACAGUGAAUGAAAGAUACUGGAGAAAAGUUAGCAUGACCUCAUUUGUAUAACGUUAACUGGCCCCUACCAGCUUUCAUCAUUUUGGCAAUGGUAUGUUUAAGGUGAAGCUUUCCUCUAAAUGAUGUCUAUUUCUUAAUCCCUGAUCAGGAAAUCAGGGUAGGGAAGAUGUAUAGACACACUGGGCCAUGUUAAUGGAAUGGAUUCUUCUUCACUUUGUCCAUUAUUUUCUCAAUUUGCAUGCACUGGAAAGUACUCUUUUAUUUGUUGAAUCUCAACUGUCCUUUGAUUUUCCAGUCUUCUUUCCUGGCAUGGUUUUUCGAAUGUUCUUCAGGUGCCAGGCACAACUACCCAAGUGUAUGUUUUACUCCUAGGAUUGCAAGCACACCAAGGUGCCCAGUAUUAGUUUGAGAGAAAGAUUUGUACAGAGGAAGUGCUGGGGGGGCUGGGAUUCACGCGUCAAUUUCAAAGAGAAAUAUUAGGUUGAAACCUGAUAGUGGAGUCUAUCUGUGAUGGAAACCACCAGUGUCUUGAAAAGUAAUUAAGUCCAACAUUAGUUUCAAGUAGGUGAUACUGUUUGGUUAUUAAAUGUCAGAGCAUAUAUUGCUCAUAUGUUUUCUCAGAUUUUAAAAAAAUGCAGUUUGAACUUUUUUCUUUUUGCAAUUUUUAAUUUUGUUUAAACCUAUGAAUCGGUUUUAAAGUGUUUUAGACUGUAUGACAAGUCAAAUGAGAUCAAAGGGCUUUCUUAAGAUAAAACAUUGCUUAUCUUUCUUUAAUGUUUAUCAGGUAGAACCAAAAGAAUGAUGAGUUUUUUUAUCAAUUGGCAUUUGUAAUGAAAUGGAUACUGUACUUUUUUAAUCUGCAGAAACUCACAAUUAUCAGUUACAUUUUUGAGAUUCUAAAAAGCCUUUAAGUUCAUUCAGAUUCAACAAAAGUCUUGAGGCUCACACAUUCUCUGUAUACCAAGAAAUGAGACCCAGCGAAAAUGUAGCAUUUUUGUAAACAUUGACUGUGUGUCUUCGAGACUGUACUGUGCACUCCUUAACUUUGUUUUGUUUUUUGUUUUUUGUUAUCUUUUUAUGUUGAUACAGUAUGGAAGUUUUAGACAAUUUGUUAUAUAGUGCAAUAUGCUGUAUAUAAGAGCUUUGCUCUACAAAACUGAUUUCUGAUGUUUUUUUCCAUUGGUACAUUUUUUUCAUUAAAAUUGUAUUAAAGCCUGAAA